UUUUUCGCGUGAGAACUCUCAAAAACUUCAAUAAUGGGUCGCAAGUACAAGCCACGAUUAAUCCCUGAACAGGAUCGUCGUAUCUGCGGAAGUAUCUGCCUCUGUCAGUUUACCAUCGUCAUAAGUUGCGUCGCUCUGGUUUACCUCAGUGUUGCAAUCUACAUGCCAUCGCACAGGGCUUUUAACGCGGGUAUAGAACCGGAUCCGGUAAUGUGUCAAACGGUGAAUACAACUCUGGUGAAUUACUGUGCCUGGGCCAGCUGCGGCGAAUGGUGUCUGACAAAGACGACUGGUUUUUGUCCCCAAAUUCACGCCACCGUAAGGAGGAACGGAACCAACGCCGUUUUCCAAAACUGUACCAGAACCUCCAGCAUCUCUUGUCCGCAGGUAAACACGGCGAACCUGAAGCGAUACAACUGUAACAACGGUAGCGAAUGCGGCUCGCUUUCCGGUGUGUUCAAUUGCAGUUUGGGCCACUGUGCAAACAUGAGCGAGCUGAUGCUCUGCCACCACAAGGCUGACGGGAUCCUGGUCGACAGCGAGAAGGACAACAUGAAGUUGAACGGCUUCUUCAGCUGCCAACACUCCCGGUGCACCAAAAUCAAAAAGCCAUUCUCCUGCGACAGGUACUGCCCGAAAAUAACUACCGUUGGUGUCAACGUCUUCCUCAUGCAGGACGACAACCUCUUCACGGCCCGCUGCUCCAGCGCCAAAGCCCUCAAUCGAGCCAACGGCAAUUUGCCAGGCACCGUGCUCGAGGAACCCGUUAAAUUCUGGGACGAGGACAGUGGCUCGAUCAUCGCCAGUUGCCUGACCGUCACGAAGCAAGGGGAUGCUAUCAGGACCGAGGACUGCGUGAACGGGUCUCUGAUCGACGAGGAGAAGAUCCCUCAUCCCUACGUGAACUUCACCACCUUCCUGGACAUCUACGAGGCGAACCUUGGUCGCCAAGUCGAUCCUGAGGACUCUUAUGUUCCCUCCCAGAGAUCGUUGACCAUCUACAACAGCUCGAGGCUCUACAUAAAUUUGGAAGGGUGCGUGAACACGCUGAGAGGAGAGUGUCGGGAUUUUUUACUGACCAAUGGGAGGGACGGUGACAACAAAACUGCCCAGAGCAGGUACCCCUGCUACUAUAACAAGAACGACUCGUUCUUCGUGGUGGCGCGUUUCGACCUGGAUAAAACUCGGACGGAACUUCUUAUCGCGAUAAUAGUGCCCUCGAUAUUCUUCGUCGUCAGUCUGACCACCUUAGUGAUAAUAACAAGGUCGGUUAGGGUGGGUGACGACGCCAAGAUGCGAUGCAGGUACUGCACGAAGGCCCAGGACAAGGAGAGCGAGGACGAGGGUCUGGUCGAGGGGACGCCAGGAUCUCCGGAUGGAUUCGAAAAUGAGAAUGAAAUCCGGGCUCUGGCUCUUUAGCAGAGUAAAUCGAGUCCCCAGGGCCUUCCGGCUGUUUACGAACGGUUGCCGCUAGUCGACCUCGAGACUGAAGACUCCUUUUGAG
Diprion similis is the source of this 1504-nucleotide messenger RNA. RefSeq lists its product as uncharacterized. Gene Ontology annotation, molecular function: sodium channel regulator activity. The record is from RefSeq and is a predicted model, not a curated record. The coding region runs from base 34 to 1419 and encodes 461 amino acids. The transcript has 5 exons. Lineage: Eukaryota; Metazoa; Arthropoda; Insecta; Hymenoptera; Diprionidae. Gene Ontology annotation, biological process: regulation of sodium ion transport.